Zingiber officinale is the source of this 2375-nucleotide messenger RNA. Its product is annotated as oligopeptide transporter 5-like. The record is from RefSeq and is a predicted model, not a curated record. The transcript is spliced from 5 exons. Lineage: Eukaryota; Viridiplantae; Streptophyta; Magnoliopsida; Zingiberales; Zingiberaceae. Gene Ontology annotation, biological process: transmembrane transport. The coding region runs from base 1231 to 2232 and encodes 333 amino acids. Gene Ontology annotation, molecular function: oligopeptide transmembrane transporter activity.
AAUCGAGCAAGUGCGACUAACAGUUCCUUCGACGGACGAUCCAACGUUGCAAGUGUUAACAUUCCGCUUAUGGAUUCUUGGUGUUCCACUUUGCAUCCUACAAUCGGUGUUGUUAAGAAUCGCUUCUUUCAGGCAGCAGUUUGUCUACAUAUCGCCCGCUUCUAUCGAUAUCUUCUUGUUCGGUGGAUGUAAUCUGUUAGCCAGAGUUUUGCCUAAUAAAGUUGUGAGAAUCCCGGGCUCAAGAUGGAGUUUUUCGCUGAAUCCGUGCUCCUUCAAUAUCAAAGAACACAUCGCCAUGUCCAUAUUUGUUAAUUCGGUAGGCAGUCCAGGCUUUUACAAUAUCAGUAUCGCCAAGAUCUUUUACCGCAAAGAAAUUCAUAUUUUACCCGCUUUGCUCUUGGUUAUAUCAACUCAGUUCUUGGGCUUCGGAUUUGCCGGUUUGUUUCUAAAAGUUUUUGUGGAUUCACCGUAUAUGUGGUGGCCUAAUGUAAUUGCCAGCAUCUCUCUUUACAGGGCAUUACAUGAGCAGGAUAAGAGGCCUAAGGGAGGGCUAUCACGUUAUCAAUUCUUUUUUAUUGUCUUUGCUGUGAUUUUCGCUUACAGCAUCAUCCCUGCUUAUUUCUUCCAGUCUGUUACUGCUCUCUCCUUUGUGUGUUGGAUAUGGAAGGACUCAAUCACUGCACAACAAAUUGGCUCCGGGAUGAAUGGACUCGGCGUUGGAUCAAUUUCGCUUGAUUGGAUGACUAUGACAAGUUUUUUAGGAAGCCCUUUAGUUCUUCCUUCAUUUGCGAUAUUCAAUAGGUUGAUUGGAUUUAUCGUGGUCGCAUACAUUAUUAUACCCUUCUCUUAUUGGAGUAAUGCAUUUGAAGCAAGAAAAUUUCCACUGUUUUCGACCAAUAUCUAUGAUUCUCAGAGCCACAAAUACAAUGUCUCUAGAAUUCUAGAUUCAAACACUACUGUCACCUUUAAUCAAGAAGCCUAUGAUAAGUACUCGAAGAUAUACUUCACUACUUCACUGAUUUAUUCUUACGCAUUUAUUCUUGCUCAAUACACAUCCUCUAUUUCUCAUAUUACUCUUUUUUAUGGGAGGUACGUAUUCAUUUUGUCACAUUCUAAUUGAUGUAUUCAUAGUCCAGUUGAUCGUUGUAGUAAUCUCUCUGCAGAUCACUGUGGCACAAAUUUAAGAGAGCAUAUAAAGACGAUGAUGAGCUAGAUGUGCAUGGGAGGCUAAUGAAGCAAAAUUAUAAAUCUAUUCCUCAGUGGUGGUUUUACUCCAUAUUGUUGUCCAUGAUCGGCAUGGCAAUUCUGGUCUGUGAAGGUUUUGGCGGUCAAAUUCAACUUCGUUACUGGGAAGUUUUGUUGGCAUGUGCUCUGGUUUUUCUGUUCCUUCCAUUGGAAUGCGUACUCGAAGCAAUUGCUGGUUUGGGAUUUACAUUAGAUUUGUUAUUGGAAGCCAUCAUUGGAUACUUGAAUCCAGGCAAACCUCUAGCCAACAUGGCUUUCAAAUUAUACGGAUCAGAGGCUUACCUAUUGGCAGUCUACACUAUAUCUAACUUCAAAUUAUCACACUAUAUGAAGAUUCCUCCAAAAAUCUUAUUUCACCUCAUGAUUUUAGGCACGGCGAUUUCAUGCUUCACUGAUUUUGGCAUAGCAUGGUGGAUGCUCCGAUCAAUAGAUAAUAUUUGCCAACCUGACUUACUUCCGGAGGGAAGUCCUUGGACAUGCCCCACUGAGAAAGCAACGUAUAUCUCUGGGGUAACAUGGGGGCUUGUCGGACCUAGCAAGAUGUUUUAUCCCGAUGGCAUAUACUCAGUAGUCUUCAUCUUUGCUCUAAUUGGACUCGUCGCACCAAUUCCCAUUUGGUUAUUAUCGCACAAGUAUCCUGAAAAGAAAUGGAUUGGACUCAUUAACUUCCCAAUUAUAUUCAGUGCCGCUCAUAUUCUACCUUACGGUGGGAUUGUGGGUUAUUGGAGCUGGUUUAUUGUUGGUUUACUCUUCAACUAUUUCAUCUAUCAUAAACAUAGAGAAUGGUGGACUAGAUAUAAUUAUCUAUUAUCUGCUGGACUUACUGCGGGCUCUGCAUUUUUUAUUCUCCUGCUUAGCGUCUCACUUCAGUUUCAAAAUAUAUAUGGAGUGAACUGGUGGGGAUUAGAAUUAGGUGAUCAUUGUUCAUUGGCAAACUGCCCCACAAUGCCUGGUGUUAUUAUCGAAGGUUGCCCCAUAAUCCAAUAACAAUUUUUAUCAUUAAAUCCAAAUAUUUCAAUAUGAUCUUGGAAAGAUAUGUAAUGACAGGUAUAAACAUAGAGAAUAAUGGAUAAGAUUAAUUAUUAUCUAUUAUCUUCUUUAUUCAGUAUGGGCUUUGUAUUGUUUUUAUU